Molecule: messenger RNA, 714 nt
Organism: Dipodomys spectabilis (banner-tailed kangaroo rat)
Lineage: Eukaryota; Metazoa; Chordata; Mammalia; Rodentia; Heteromyidae
Gene: Rgs9bp
Product: regulator of G protein signaling 9 binding protein
Exons: 1
Coding region: 1-714 (237 amino acids)
Biological process (GO): detection of light stimulus involved in visual perception; G protein-coupled receptor signaling pathway
Cellular component (GO): neuron projection; photoreceptor outer segment
Source: RefSeq, a predicted model, not a curated record
AUGGCCAGGGAGGAGUGCAAGGCGCUCCUGGAUGCGCUCAACAAGACCACCGCGUGUUACCAUCAUCUGGUGCUGACGGUGGGGGGUUCGGCGGAUUCUCAGAACCUCCGGGAAGAGUUACAGAAGACGCGCCAGAAGGCCCGGGAAUUGGCGGUGGCCACCGGAGCUCGACUGACGGUGGUCCUCCGUGAUCGCAGCCUGGUCGCCGAGGAACGUGCCGAGUUCGAACGACUCUGGGUAGCCUUUUCCGGCUGUUUGGAUCUGUUGGAAGCCGACAUGCAGCGCGCCCUGGCACUGGGCGCCGCCUUCCCUUUGCACGCGCCCCGCCGGCCGCUGGUGCGCACCGGGGUGGCGGGCGGCUCGUCCGCGGUGGCCGCGCGCGCCCUGAGCGCACGCAGCCUGCGCCACGAGGCCGAGGGUGACUUCGAUGUCGUAGACCUGCCCCAGUUGGAGCGAGAGAUCCUACAGGUGGGCGAGAUGAUCGACGACAUGGAAAUGCGGGUCAACGUCCCCCGAUGGACGGUGCAAGCUCGCCAAACGGCUGGCGCCGAACUCCUCUCCAGUGCCAGCGCUGGCGCUUCCUCGGCCGGGGGCAUGUCUCUAGAAGAACGAUCCGGAUCGUGCGAUCCCAGCAAAGCCCUGGCUGCCACCGUCUUCAGCGCCGUGGUGCUGGUGGCUGUGGCCCUGGCCUUGUGUGUGGCAAAGUUGAGCUGA